AUGCCGCCAGAUCUUAACUCCCUCCCGCCAUCUCGCUCAUCCUCCACCUCAUCAUCUCUCCCACACCGGAACCUCUCCGCCGUCUCCCCGGGCACUACCACCCCCGCUGCUCCCGCCAACCCCAGUACUACCUCUCCACGGCCCUCGCGCGGGUCAAGCAUCGGCCGAGUGUCGGUCUCCGAGAGACGUAGGUCUAAUGCCGGCAUGCACCUCAACUUCAACGAGACUGGCACUACGGCAUCGGGCAAUAAUAACGGCGAUGCACCCUGGUCCGAGCAUCGUAGUUCGAUGGGCCAAGCCUUCCGCACGGCCAGUCCCACCAGUCACGGCGGCAGUCCAGUCUUUGCGACCGCGGACCCGCACCACCAGCGUGCCCCAUCGUUGGGGGAACUACACCAGGAGUUGGAGCAGGAGCAGGAAGCACAAGUGAAUCGCCUUCUGCAGAUGAUUCGCAGCCAACAGGCCCAGCUACAACAAUACCAGCAACAAAACCAACAGCACAACUCAUCUGCAUCAGGUACGGCAGUCAUCGACGAGACUACCACUCCAGCAUCAGAGAGAUCGGCCACAUUUUUCCCGCCUAUUCCUCCACCGGCUACGGGACCCAGCAACCGACUCUCCAUAUCUUCGCAUUCUAACCGUCGAUCUUCACGUCCGCCCAGCCAGGCUGCGUCACCGAACCUCCGACCACGGGAUCCAUCGCGGGGACCGGAGGGUACGGAGGCGUUUCCGAGUCUCCGGGAAAGCUCAUCCCGACGGAGUAGCCGAGAUGAGGGGGCAUACUAUCAAGCCGAAGCGGCCAUGCUGAGCCGAGAGAAUCAGAUGUUGCGCCAACGCAUUCGAGAGCUAGAACGCCAAAUUCAUGACAUGACUACCUCAACAAGACCGACUGCUUCUACGGCCACCGACUCGGCCCCAGUAUCGGGGCAAGCGGCGCCCGAAACGGCAGACCCACAGACCAUGCGAUCGGCAGACGGUAAAGACUGA
Messenger RNA from Penicillium brasilianum, 987 nucleotides. The record is from the annotation of a GenBank genome assembly. Lineage: Eukaryota; Fungi; Ascomycota; Eurotiomycetes; Eurotiales; Aspergillaceae.